This is a messenger RNA of Vidua chalybeata, 3808 nucleotides long. RefSeq names its product carbonic anhydrase 13-like. Gene Ontology annotation, molecular function: DNA-binding transcription factor activity, RNA polymerase II-specific; carbonate dehydratase activity; zinc ion binding. The transcript is spliced from 15 exons. The coding region runs from base 56 to 1858 and encodes 600 amino acids. Gene Ontology annotation, biological process: regulation of transcription by RNA polymerase II. Gene Ontology annotation, cellular component: RNA polymerase II transcription regulator complex; cytoplasm. NCBI's taxonomy places the organism in Eukaryota, Metazoa, Chordata, Aves, Passeriformes, Viduidae. The record is from RefSeq and is a predicted model, not a curated record.
CCGCGCUCCCGCUCGGGCCGUUGCGGCGGUCGCGACACGUGGCCCCGCCGGCGGCAUGGCCGCGGCGGCCGAGGCUGCGGGCGGCGGCAGCAGCCGCCACGAGAAGAGCCUGGGGCUGCUGACCACCAAGUUCGUGUCGCUGCUGCAGGAGGCCAAGGACGGCGUGCUGGACCUCAAAGCGGCUGCUGAUACGCUUGCUGUGAGGCAGAAGAGAAGGAUCUAUGAUAUCACCAACGUUCUGGAGGGGAUUGAUCUCAUUGAGAAGAAGUCAAAAAACAGCAUUCAAUGGAAAGGAGUAGGUGCUGGCUGCAAUACAAAAGAAGUCAUAGACAGACUGAGGUAUCUGGAAGCUGAAAUUGAAGAUUUAGAACUAAAAGAAAAAGAAUUGGAUCAGCAGAAAUUGUGGCUUCAGCAAAGUAUCAAGAACGUCAUGGAUGAUUCUACAAACCACCAAUUUUCAUAUGUCACCCAUGAAGAUAUCUGCAACUGCUUCAAUGGAGAUACACUUCUAGCAAUUCAAGCACCUUGUGGUACACAAUUAGAAGUACCUAGACCUGAAAUGGGACAGAAUGGACAGAAGAAAUACCAGAUCAAUCUUAAAAGUAGUUCAGGACCUAUCCAUGUGCUGCUUAUAAACAAAGAAUCAAGCUCCUCCAAGCCCACAGUGUUUCCAGUUCCUCCACCUGAUGACCUGGCACAGCCCCCAUCUCAGCCUGCAGUUCCAGCGACUCCACUUAAACCAGCUGCAGCUCCUCCAAAUCCUCCAGAACAACAUGACCCGAACCAAGGACAGGAGUUACCGCAAACAGCAACUGCAGAUACACCAUCAGAUGGCAGUGCCCAGCAGGACAGCCCAGCCCCUGCAGCCCCUUACUCCAGCCUUCCGGAGCCAGAGCUCUAUCCCAGCCUAUCUGGAGACAGUGCCCAAGCCUCAGCCAGCUCCAGUGACUACCAGAGCUUGCUGCCUCUGGAUGUCAACUGCAUUCUCAAGCCAAACUCAUUUGACAUUGCAAAGAUGGAGGAGCCUGCAGGAAAUAUCAGUGGAGAUAUUAUUGAUGAACUCAUGUCUUCUGAUGGGCCUGCCCACUGGAAGGAGGUUUUUCCUGUCGCUAAUGGAGACCGUCAGUCACCCAUCGACAUCAAAACUGAGGAAACCAAGUAUGACCCUUCCCUCCGUCCUCUAAAUCCCAGUUAUGAUCCAGCUUCUGCUAAAAUCAUCCUUAACAACGGGCACUCCACCAGUGUGGAGUUUGAUGACACCGUCAACAAAUCAGCAUUGGAACUGGGCUGUCAAGUCUAUAACCGUUUGUUGCUGACUGGGGGGCCACUCAGUGGGACCUACAGGCUGCGCCAGAUUCACUUCCACUGGGGAUCAAAUGAUGAAGCUGGCUCUGAGCACACUGUGGAUGGGAUGAAGUAUGCGGCAGAGCUUCAUGUGGUCCAUUGGAAUGCAGAGAAGUAUUCCAGUUUUGUUGAGGCAGCUUGUCAGUCAGAUGGACUAGCAGUCAUGGCUGUAUUUCUGAAGAUUGGUGAAUGCAACCCUCAACUGAACAAGAUUACUGACCGCUUGGACACCAUCAGAAUCAAGGGAAAAAAAGCACUAUUCACAAACUUUGACCCCAGCUGUCUGCUUCCCAAGUCCCUGGACUACUGGACUUAUUUUGGCUCUCUCACUGUUCCACCUCUUCUUGAGAGUGUCAUCUGGAUUGUUCUGAGAGAGCCCAUAAGUGUUUGUUCUGAACAGCUGGCCAAAUUCCGCAGCCUCCUGAGCACUGCUGAGGAUGAGGUUGCCUGCUGCUUGCUGAGAAAUUUCCGGCCUCCCCAGCCUCUAAAGGGACGAGAAGUCAGAAGGAAUUAAAGGAGUAAAUCCAGAGUAGGCUCACUCUGAGACCAAAGGCUGAAUUAAUUUUCAUAUACUUCAUGAUUUUUUUUUUAAUUGUUUUAACUAAUAGGUGUUGUUUUAUUAGUGGUUUCCAUGCAGUCAUUUCUCACAGGCAAGUACAUCCAGAGUUAUCACAGAUUCAUUGAUAUUAACAGGUCUGACUGAGUUUGAGUGCAUUGGCUUGGAAGCACUAGGCCAUCAGCAUUGCAUGCACAGAGGUCACUGCUAAUCAUAAGGGUCAAAUGUGAUGGAGGACUUGCCCAGAUUUUGCCACCAAAUUACUGAACAGGAUCCUUGGUAGUAUUGACAGUAUAGGAUGUUCUGGGAUAAUUCUUCUGAUCUCUGACAUAACACUUAGCUUCUGUAAAAACCUCACAUUACUGUUCUCAAAGAAAAUAUAUUUCAAGGAUGAUGUAAUUUCAUUGCUGACUUCUGCAAUACCGUGCUUACUUUCCUACAAAAAACAGUAAUGAUAAGCAGUAUUUAAGUAAAACAGAUAUUUAUAUGAUCCUGUUAUUCUGGCUGCUGCAUAGAAGUAAUGAUGUACUGAUUGAUGGGUUUUUAAAAAGCAAAUAAUAAGGAUUUUAUAUAUUGCAAGAUCAUGUCAGGUAGAUUAAGUAUUCCUGAAUUUCCCAAUGUCACAAGAUGAAAUUGUCCUGAAACCUGGAAACUGCAAGCUGGAAAGGCAUAGAGGGAGCUGUUUGUGCCUAAAUCCAGUUUGUUGCAUUUGGUGAAAAAUAAGGGAUUAUUGCACUAUAUCCAUGCAAGCAUCAGACUUUUGCCCUUUCAAAUCAAGAGGCAGGGAUGACUGUUGUUCCAGACCAUUGCACACUGCAGUGUGAACCACAUGCUGCUUACCUCUCAUCUCGCUGUGGAGCACAGUGCUACCCAGGUAUAGAAUGUGUCAAGGUGCUGGCUGAUGAUCUGCUUCAUAGUUGAACUUCAGUGGUUGCACUUAUAUUCCAAGACCAAAGAGAAUAGUCAGAGGGGGCCAAAGACAUCGGAAUCAAGUCAACAUCAAAUAAAAAGCUCAGCCCUCAAUAGCAAUAUGUUGAAACGUCCGUCUUUAUGAGUUGACUUGAGCCAGUGUUUCUCUCAGGAGCUUUUUUUAUCUGAAUAUAAUUGGGGUUUUUUACACCAAAUAUUUUUAUUAAUGAGCAUGCCAUAGGAUGUAGCUUAGGAUAGAAUUAUAUUUACUCUCAAGCUGUGAGAACUACAUAGUGAAAUCCAGUGAGUGAUACCUGAAAAAGGCAGCUAGAGAUUUUACUGGCAGCAACUAACACCAGUUUCUGUAGUACUUCUGACAAAUUCAUCUUCCAUAACUGAUCUCCUUGAAUUAAUUUUUAAAUAGGUUUUAUAUGCUUUGCCUUUUACCUCAGUGGGUCAUUUAAUCUUAGAUGAACAAACAUGAGGGAAAUCACAAUCAGGAUUGACAUUAUAUGCUGUUUUAGAACAAUAAAUUAGACAUAGACAUAGAGAUAUUUUAUCUUAGUUUAAGAUAUGUGGAAAUUUUUGUUUUCUCCUCCCCGGAAUGUAGCUAUUCUAUCCUGCAAGGCCUCCCAAUGCCUUUUGAAUAUUUUCUGAACAAAAGAACACAAACAGAGCAUUGGAGAAAUAAAAGGCAUUUAGCAGAACUAAAAAGAAAAGUGUUGUAUGUGUUGUAUGUUUUCACUCCCUUUUUUAGACUUAGGAUUGGAUCUCACAUGUUUCCCUGUUAUGUGAGUAGCUACAGAAUGUGGAAAAAUGUUUACAAAUUGCAGGAAGGAUACAAAGGAUUUGUUAGUCUCAGAAGAGAAAGGAAUAAGGCUACUGCUUCAUAUUGUAAACAGAAGUUUUGCGUAUUUCUUACCUAUUGUAAACAGUGGAAUUGAUUCAAUUCUUUUAUAUUUAUAAGGAUUUUACAAAAUAAAAUAUGGAUUUUAUGAA